AUGGACAACUAUUACAAUAGUAUUGCUUUGGCCAAGAAACUACUUUUGAAGGGAACCUACGUGACUGGAACACUAAGAGCGAACAGGAAGGGCAAUCCAUCUGAAAUUACUUCUAAGAGAUUAGCUAGAGGUGAAACUGUUAGCAAAUACUCCGGUGGAGUUACAGUUGGGAAAUGGCGUGACAAGAGAGACGUGUUAUUCAUUUCUACAGAAUUCGAUGGUGAAAUGGUGCAAGAGGAAAAUAGACGAGGAGAAAGUAAGCAAAAACCCAAAGCGAUCAUUAUGUACAAUAAGUACAUGUCAGGAAUAGAUCGCCAAGACCAGAUGCUUUAG
Molecule: messenger RNA, 333 nt
Organism: Acanthoscelides obtectus
Lineage: Eukaryota; Metazoa; Arthropoda; Insecta; Coleoptera; Chrysomelidae
Source: the annotation of a GenBank genome assembly